Messenger RNA from Drosophila nasuta, 786 nucleotides. RefSeq lists its product as uncharacterized. The record is from RefSeq and is a predicted model, not a curated record. Lineage: Eukaryota; Metazoa; Arthropoda; Insecta; Diptera; Drosophilidae. The transcript has a single exon. Bases 1 to 786 code for a protein of 261 amino acids.
AUGCAUCAGCUGGCGCAUGAUGAAGCAGACUCGUUUCCGGUUGGAUCUGUUGCUUUGAAGAAUGAGUUCUACGUGGACGAUUUUAUAUCUGGAGGCGAUUCAGUUGCUGAGGUUAAGGUCAAGCUGCAGGAAACCGCUGCAAUUCUAGCUCGUGCAAACUUCAAACUCAGGAAAUGGUGUUCCAGUCAUGCCGAAGUAUUGUCGGAGAUAGCUGACGACAAGAAAGAGUCGUACAUGAGGUUCAGCGAUAGUAGCGAAAUCACGAAAACUCUUGGCUUAGCGUGGGAUCCCUCAUCGGAUCGGCUGCUGUUCUCGCUGUCGUUCUUAGAAGCUGGUUCCAAGCCGUGCAGGCGGUCUGUCUUAGCCACAAUUGCACGAUUUUAUGAUCCGCUAGGACUUCUUGGACCCGUCAUGACAAAGUCCAAAAUAUUUCUACAGCAGCUCUGCAAAGAUAAGUUGACAUGGGAUGAGAGUUUGCCUUUGCAGCGAUACACAGCCUGGGUAGAAAUGUGCAGCAGUUUUCUUUCCAUUUCUGGUCUUUCAUUCCCGAAAGCUGUUCUUGCUGCUGGGUGCCGUGUCGAAGUUCAUGGAUUUUGUGAUGCCAGCGAAGAGGCCUACGGCGCUUGCGUAUAUGUAGUGUCCAGUGGACGCACUUUUCAGAGUCAGCUGUUGUGCUCUAAAUCCAGAGUCGCACCACUCAAAACUAUAUCAGUUCCCAAGCUGGAAUUCUGCGGUGCUUAUCUUCUGGCCAAACUGCUUCAUGCAGUUAGUGUCGAUGCCAGAUGA